This is a messenger RNA of Histoplasma mississippiense, 2559 nucleotides long. RefSeq lists its product with no specific name. Gene Ontology annotation, cellular component: nucleus. NCBI's taxonomy places the organism in Eukaryota, Fungi, Ascomycota, Eurotiomycetes, Onygenales, Ajellomycetaceae. The transcript has 2 exons. The record is from RefSeq and is a predicted model, not a curated record. The coding region runs from base 1 to 2559 and encodes 852 amino acids.
AUGGCGCGACUCAGCCGCACCGCGCCUAAGGCCGUGCUGGAUACCGAAGGAGAAGAUUCCGACAUCGACGAUACGCGUCAACACCAAUACAGACACUCAGUCUGUGUACAGCUACCACUACACUCACCAAGACUAGUCCUGGGCGGAACCCGGGCGCGCCGUGGGGCAACCUCUCUCUCCCUGAAGGCAGCCAUCACAACCACCAGCUCUGCAAACGCAAAGGCAGGCGCAGCAAGAAGCGGAAAACAGCAAAACGCCCCGGCCGACCCCCGAAGCCCAACCAAGACUAAGACCAAACCCACAUCCAAGACAGAUACAAGCACAGGCACAGGCACAGGCACAGGUUCUAAUAACAAAACCACCCCUGCCGUGGAGAAUGUCGUUGCAACGCACACUGAAACCCUUAGCAGCCCAGCACAACCUCCAACCAGCACCCGUCACAGACAACGUCAACGCCAGCUGGGCCGUCGGCACGCUGAUGUCCUCCUCAUGCCGUUCUCAGCACCAACGCAGGCGGAGACGGUGAUUGGUAAGUAUGAUGGUUCGACGCCUAAGCGCGGACUGGGAGAUGUGGAAAUUGCGCCGUUGCCAGAGCAGUUGGAGGAGGAUAUGCUUGGGUCUGUGGAGGGGGGAAAGGGGCAGGGGGAAAAGGGAAAGAGUGCUGCUGGGGUUGGUGGUAGUGGGGAGGUGGAGGUGGAGGUGAGGGGGAAUCAGGGGUGGAGGGAUAAUAGGGGUGUUGAGUCGUCGUCGUCGCCGUCAGAGGAGGAGGAGGAAAGCGACGAAUUCGACUCGUUGGAUGAUUUCAUUGUCGGGGAUGAUGAGGAUAUUAGCUAUUUCGAUGAGUCUGGUCUGAGCGGAAGCAGUGAAGAGAAGGAAGAAGUACUCCUCAAACCCCGUUCGUCACCCAGGAAACUGUUCAGGGGCUUAAGGCCAACAACCAGAACAACAGCAAUAGCAACACCGAAGGUCUUGUUGGGGGGAAAUAACACAAAGGCUACUACUAGUGGUGGUGGUGACGUGAAUUCAGGCCUGGCAGUGAAUAAUUUGAAGUCGGGACCCAACAGGACAACUCAACGCUCUUUGUUUGACGGCAGUAGUGAUGAUGAUGGCGAUGAUGGCGAUGACGAUACUGAUAAUGAGCAGGAGAUGAUUCCAUCGUUGCCGAAAAAAUUCGAUCUGAAACCUCUUUCAUCAAUUCCUGCUUCGAAACGGGGAAGCUCACCGAAGAGAAAUAGGGUCGUCAACCACAAAACUUCUGAAGACAAGAUGGAAGGGUCAGGAGGGCCAGAGCAGACAGUGAGCAUCGUCACUCCGCCAUCCAGCCCUUCAAAACAUCGUCUAUACUCUCCCUCUAAAAGCAAGUCUCGUAUCCCACCUACCCCGCAUCGACCAAGCAUAGACGCCUUCUGGAGCCAGGAGAUAAUCAACGAAUGGAACGACCAGUACUCCCCCAGGAAAACGAACACCCUGCGCAGAGGCCUUGAGAGAUUCCGCAUAUACUCAGAUGACGAAGAAGAUGGCAAUGAUGAUGUUCCAGGGAGAUCACAUAGAAAUUCCAUCUCACCACAGUCAUCGCCCUCGAAAAGUCCAAUUAAAGGUUCCCCUUCGAAAAAAUCUUCAGCAGCUGCAGCUGAAGCUGCGAAGAAGGCCCUUGCAGCUAAAAAGAAAGAGUUCGACGAGAAGAAAGUAAAAAUGGCGGAAGAGUUUUUCAAAACGCUCGAUGAUGCCACGACUGGCGGGCAGAUUCAGAAACUCGCUGCGGCUGCGGGAGGAGUGAAGAUUAUCUGGAGCAAGACUCUCAACACUACAGCUGGCAGGGCAAAUUGGAAGCGCGAAACCGUCAGGCAGAAACCAUCGCCGUUACCGGCUCAGCAACAAGUUGGGAAUCAGUCACAGCUGAAACAGCAAGCAACGUCGUCAUUGCUAUUGCCUGUUUCUGGCUAUCAUGAAAAUAAUACUUCGGUGGCGAGUAGUGGCAGCAAGCAGAUGCCCACUGAUAUAUCCACCAGCACCAGUAAGAGUAACAACACCGGUACGAUCCCCCUAACCCCCUCCAUCCUCGCUCCCGUGCGCCACCACGCUUCCAUCGAACUCGCUUCAAAAAUCAUAGACAGUGAAGACCGCCUCCUCAACACCCUUGCGCACGAAUACUGCCACCUAGCCAACUUCAUGAUCUCCAACGUCCGCAAUAACCCGCACGGCGCCAGCUUCAAGCAGUGGGCGGCGAAGUGUGAGAAGGCGCUGGCUGCGCACCCUGUUUAUGGCUGUAGCAGCAGUGGAGAAAAUGCUACGAAGGCGCGCAUAAACAUCACCACCAAACAUUCGUAUGUCAUCCAUUACAAGUAUCUGUGGUGUUGCGUGGAGUGUGGGAAUGAGUAUGGAAGACAUUCGAGGAGUAUUGAUGUUCAGAAGAGUCGGUGUGGGAGGUGCAAGGUUGGUGCGCUGGUGCAGGUUAGACCGAAGUCCAGGGGGGUUAGGUCCAAGAAGGCGGGCGCAACUGUGGCUGCCGUUGAAGGGGUCACGAAGUCAAUGGGGGGAGUUCAUUUGAAUAUGUGGUGA